Messenger RNA from Nelumbo nucifera (sacred lotus), 3024 nucleotides. Its product is annotated as pentatricopeptide repeat-containing protein At5g39350-like. The record is from RefSeq and is a predicted model, not a curated record. Gene Ontology annotation, molecular function: protein binding; RNA binding. Gene Ontology annotation, biological process: RNA modification. Lineage: Eukaryota; Viridiplantae; Streptophyta; Magnoliopsida; Proteales; Nelumbonaceae.
AUGGUUCUGCAUCUUCACUUGCGAUUCCUCCCUGCUUCUUCUAUUCUACAUCUUAUGCCAGUAAUCUAUGGUUUCUACGCUAGUGUCUCUUUUCCCUCCUAUCUCUUAUUUCGCAAAGGUGAAAUGUCCAAAAACAACCUAUCGCCUUUUUCAACUCUACGAAACUCGAUGAAUGAAGGAGGUAGCAACCUUCUUGCUCUGUUGAACCUCUGUAAAAAACUCGAAGACCUGAAGCAAUUCAAGUCUCAUCUCAUCUUGCACGGUGCAAUGGAGGACGAGUACUUGGUUGGAGAAUUCCUUAGGCUUUGCUUCUAUUUGGAUGUCCAUGAGCUUGCUCUUGGUGCUUUUUAUAGCAUUCAGAAACCUACUUUGUUCUUGCAGAAUAUAAUGUUGAGGUGCCUUUGCAAUCAUGGGUUAUACAAGGAACUCUUGGCUCUCUAUUUAAAAUGUCAGAAAUCAGGCUGUCUCUCUGAUAAUUUCACCUUCCCUUUUGUCAUCAAGGCCUGUGCAGCACUCUCUGAUCACCGAACAGGGAAGGAGGUUCACUGUACUGUUCUGAGAACAGGGUUUGAGCAGAACCUUGUUGUACAAACUGGUCUCAUAGACAUGUAUGCUAAAGUUGGCCAUAUGGAAAAGUCACGUCUACUUUUUGAUAGAGCUCCUCAGCUUGAUUUGGUUUCUUGGAACGCUUUACUCUCUGGUUAUUCUAUGAAUGGGCUCUAUCAGGAAGCCAUUGAGGUUUUCAAGCAAAUUUGGACUGUGGGAUUGAAGCCGAAUGCAAGCACCUUGGCCACCAUUGUUCCUGUAUGCACCCAUUUGAGAAUUCUAGAUACUGGUAGAUCCCUCCAUGGGUUUGCUGUCAAGUGUGGAUUUUGUUCAGAUGAAGCCUUGGUGCCUGCAUUUAUCUCCAUGUACGGUGGUGUUGGUGAUUUAUGUAUUGUUCGCAAGCUGUUUGAUUUACUUCCUGAGAGGAAUGUUAUUGCCUGGAAUGCUAUGAUCUCUGCAUAUACACAGAACAAGAGAUCCAGUGAAGCCUUUGAACUUUUCCGACUGAUGCUCCAAGGAAAUAUGCUACCUAAUUCAGUCACAUAUAUAUCUAUGUUUACCUCUUGUGACUACUUAGGUAGCUCUUGGUGUGGAGAAUCACUUCAUGCUUCUGGAAUUAAACAUGGUUUGGAGCAUCAAAUUUCUGUGACCAUAGCCCUUAUAUCAUUGUAUGCCAAAGAUGGAGAUAUAGAUUCUGCUAAAUUUCUGUUUGAUGAAAUUCCUGAGAAAAACCUCCUGUCGUGGAAUUCAAUGAUUUCAGGAUAUGUACAGAAUGGGUUUUUGGACUUGGGUUUGGCUGCAUUCCGCAACAUGCAGACCACAGGCUUGAUUCCAGAUGCAGUCUCCAUAGUUACUAUUCUUUCAGCCUGCAGCAGAUUAGAUGGCAUUCAUCUGGGCAAAUCUGCCCAUGCUUUUAUCCUUCGAAAUGGAUUUGAAUCAAAUAUUAAUGUGUUAAAUUCACUAUUAGCUUUCUACUGUGAUCCUGAACAACUUUCUUCUUCCCUUGUGUUAUUCCAUAAGAUGGCAAUGAGGAAUGUGGUUUCAUGGAAUACUUUAAUAGCUGGGUGUGUUCACACUGGAAACAUUGGAGAUGCAAUUUCCCUCCUACGUCAGAUGCAGCAAGAGGAUGUACGGUUGGAUUUGGUUACCAUAAUAACCAUUCUCCCUGGUUUCUGUGAAACAGAAGGCUUGGUACAAGGGAUGGCUAUCCAUGGCCAUGCUAUCAAAAUUGGGUGUUGCUCUGAUAUUUCUCUUGUAAAUGCACUUGUUAGCAUGUAUUUCAAUUGUGGGGAUUUGAGUUCCGGGAUAUUACUCUUUGAAUGCAUGCCUGAAAGGAGUGUGGUCUCUUGGAAUGCUCUAUUGACUGGUUACCGAUACCACAACUUACAUAGAGAGGCCAUAGUCUUGUUUCGCCGAAUGACAAUGGAGGUUCAUAAACCAAAUUAUGUAACCUUACUAAAUGUGUUACCUAUAUGCUCUACCCAGUUGCAGGGUAGAUCCAUUCAUGCUUAUGCAGUUAGAACUGGAGCUAUAUUAGAACCUCCUCUUUUUACAUCUAUUGUACUCAUGUAUGCUAGAUUUGAGAAUGUAAAUGUAUGUUGUUUACUAUUUAAAUUGGUGGAUAAGAGCAACAUUUCUAUGUGGAAUACUAUGAUGGCUGUGCAUGUCCAGAGCAAAAAUUCCCAAAAUGCAGUUGCCACAUUCUGUGAAUUGCUUCAAACAGAAGUUGAACCUGAUCAUAUAACAAUCUUGACCUUGAUCUCAGCUUCUCUUCAAUUAAGAAGUCAGAAUCUCACACAGUGCAUAAUGGCUUACAUCAUUUGCAAGGGUUUUGAGAAAGACGUAUUCAUUUACAAUGCCCUUAUAGAUUUAAAUGCCAGAUGUGGAAACAUUUUUGUUGCAAGAAAGCUGUUUGAUUUUUUGGCCAUGAAGGAUGCUAUAUCUUGGAGUGUAAUGAUCAAUGCAUAUGGGAUGCAUGGUAAUGGUGAAGCAGCACUUUCUCUUUUCUCACAGAUGAAGAACUCUGGAGUUGGACCCGAUGACAUUACUUUUGUUAGUAUUUUGUCGGCUUGCAGCCAUGCAGGCUUACUUGACGAAGGCCAGGUGCUUUUCAAUUCUAUUGCAGAACAUGGCAUGCAGCCAGGGAUGGAGCACUACUCUUGCUUGGUGGACCUUCUUGGCCGAACAGGUCGUUUGCACGAGGCAUUCGACCUUGUUAAGAGUCUUCCAUUUAAGCCUUCUGCAAGUUUGCUUGAAUCCUUAUUGGGUGCUUGCUGCAUACAUGGCAACAUCAAGCUUGGCGAAGAAAUUGGGAAAAGGCUUUCUGAAAUAGAUCCAGAAAAUUCCAAUUCAUAUGUGAUGCUUUCUAACAUCUAUGCAGCAGCUGGAAGGUGGACAGAUGCCUGUAGGUUGAGAUCUGAAAUGGAAGGGAAACAACUGAGAAAACUACCUGGUUUUAGUCUUCUUGGGGUAAAUUAA